Seriola dumerili (greater amberjack) is the source of this 3299-nucleotide messenger RNA. RefSeq names its product zinc finger CCCH domain-containing protein 13-like (gene nyap2b). Gene Ontology annotation, biological process: phosphatidylinositol 3-kinase/protein kinase B signal transduction; neuron projection morphogenesis. Lineage: Eukaryota; Metazoa; Chordata; Actinopteri; Carangiformes; Carangidae. Bases 1 to 3252 code for a protein of 1083 amino acids. The record is from RefSeq and is a predicted model, not a curated record. The transcript is spliced from 6 exons.
AUGAGCUCCAAAGAGGAGGAAACGCUCCGUUUUUUCCAGUAUGUUGAGGAGAAUGGGCUGAGAGCCUACAACGGCCUGGUAGCUCAGAACUUUGACCACGCCAGGAAUGAGAGAAAUAGGGCAUUCCUGCAGGAAAAAAACGAGAAGAAGAGAAAACAGGAGGAAGCCAUAAGGAGGACGGGCGAAGACAUAGCAACUGAAGGCAAACACUUACGUAUGGGCUCUAUUACUAUGCCGGACCCCCAGGAACACAUGCCCAUGCCCCACCCGCAUGCCCUUGCCUGUGGGCAGGGCUUCUCCAUACGCUCCCAGUCCCUCCACUCUGUCGGUGGUGGGAACAGUGGUGGUGGAGGAGAGGAGGAAGUGGGAAGCCCGACCUCAAGGAAGCAGCCCCCGCCCAAGCCCAGGAGGGACCCGGCCACCAAGCUUAGCAUGUCGUCUGAGGCGGUGGACCACAGUCCCAUGUCCACCUGCCGUGGGGAGAGAUGUGACGCAGCUCAAGGAUGCAGUGAGGACUGUAGGAGGGUGCCGCCACCCAAACCCAAGAGGAACCCCAACACACAAUUGAGCGUUUCCUUUGAUGAGUCCUACAUCAAGAGUCACGCGGGCAGCGGGGUUUGCCCGUCCAAACCCCUCCACCAUGUCACCUCCCCCUCUGAACGCAACCCCUCGCCUCCACAGAGUGACGAGAGCCCUACAGAUGACUGUGAGGAUGAACCCGUCUACAUAGAGAUGGGCGGGAUUGAUGUCGGAGCACGAGAACCCCUGAAGAGUGAGGAUGAGGAGCCAGGAGAGUCUGUGUAUGAGGAAAUGAAGUACCCAGCUCUGGAUGAUAUGGAGUACCGUACUGACCCGGUGGGAUGCCGCUCUGCAUGCCCCACCCCAGCACCCUAUGACCCUGAACCUCUCAGUCGCUGCUCCACGCCUCGAAACAUUCCCCUCUGUGACAUUCCUGCACCCUUUCCCAAUUUACUCACCCAUCGGCCUCCGCUGUUGGUGUUCCCACCAGCACCCGCCCAGUGUUCACCCAACUCAGAUGAGUCUCCCCUCACCCCUCUUGAUGUAACCAAAUUGCCCAUGCUGGAGAACCAGUCCUACAGCAAAUCCCCGACAUCCUCCACCGAGCCACCCUCCUCUGCACACAUCCGCAGGGAGCUCACUGCGACCCCAACCCUCACCGUCUCUGGGCGCUCCUCUGCGCCCCCUCUGCCCUGUACCCUCUACAAAUCCUCCUCCUCAUCCUCCUAUCAGCGCAGCCACUCUGCUUGCCCAUCGCCUGUCAGCAUGGGUCGCUGUCUCACCCCUCUGAGCCUCAUGCGCACACCUCCCUUCGACGCUACAAUGCCAUUCCCGGGGGGUCUGCCGCGGAGCGCCUCUGCCACCCCUCACGGCAAAGGCUCGCCACCUCAAGACGGUGUUGGUCGACUCCAUGGCUCUAUGCAGAAUGUGUCAACAGGUCGUUCACGGACACCCACCAGCCCUCUGGACGAACUAACCAACCUAUUCACCACAGGAAGGAACAUGCUGAAGAAAAACACCAGUGGCAGGAAGUCUAAAGAGCCUGGAGAGACUGAGUCCAAAAGCAAGUCUCACAGUGAGUCAAAGCGUGAAGGCAAGGAACGCCACAGUCACAGCAAGGAGUCCAAGCGAGAGUCCAAGGAGCGCCACAGCAAAGAGUCUUCUCACCGGAGAGACAAAGACAGAGACAAAGACAGAGACAAAGACAGAGGGAGCAGCAAUGUGGAGCAACUUCCCCACAGACGCAACAGUAAAGACCGUACUUGUAGUGGUGUAGAAGCACCACCUGUUCGCAGGGAUAGCAGGGACCAGGGCUACAGCAGUGUAGAGCCCAUCCCUGUGAGACGGGACUCCAAAGACAGGGGCUGCAGCUCCUUAGAACCCAUUUCUUUGAUAAGAAGAGACUCAAAGGACAGAGGGAUCAGCAAUGGAGACUUGAUGCCGAGGAGGGACAGCAAAGAUAGGAGCGGGGGACAUGGAAUGGAGUCCCUGCUGAGACAGGACAGCAAAGACAGAGAGAGACUGCUGGAUCAGCCACCUGAGCUGUUACCAAGACAAGACAGCAAGGAGAGGGCAAGAAACGGUGUAGACUCUAGACACGAAAGCAGAGAGAGACUGCUAGAUCAACCACCUGAGCUCUUACCCCGACAAGAUAGCAAAGAGAGAGCUAGGAACGGUGUGGACUCAAAGCAUGAAAGUAGAGACAGGCCACCUGAGCUUUUACCCCGACAGGAGAGCAAAGACAGAGCUAGAACUGGAGCAGAAUAUAGGCAUGAUAGCAAGGACCACCGUCCUGAUUUGUUGCCCCGACAGGAUAGCAAAGAGAGAGUGAGGAGUGACAUGGAACAUAGGCAUGAAGGCAGAAUUGACCAGCCACCUGAGAUCCUGCCCCGACAAGAAACAUCCAGAAGCAGCAACAGCAAGGACAGAGUUGGCUACAGCUCUGAAUCCAAGCAUGAGGGGAGAGAGCGGAGCUGCCACAAUGGAGAUCUCCCUCCUCCUCCUCUCCCCAGGCAGGACAGUAAAGAUCUGAGCAAAACUGGCCUCGAGGUGAGACGGGACAGCAAAGACAGAAGUCUGAAUGGCUCGGAGCAGCAUCAUUAUGAUGUGAAGAACACCAAGAGCCCCACUGCGAUGGAGUAUAGGUGUGAUAACAAAGAGAGAGGAUAUCGAUCAGAUGGCACGCCCCGACGAGAUAACCGAGCAACUUACAGCAUGGACCAAUCAAAAGCACAAGAUAGGAAUGGCAGCACAAUGUCGGGGCAGCAUUCAUCCACAACCACGCCUACUCACCACGGGAGAUCAUCUGGUAGCCCACCAAUGACUGUGGGAACAGGAAAUGAUCUGAAAGCAGCACCGAAGUAUGGCCGCUCACCUUCUAUGCCUGUUAACCCCUCACCAAUGGGAACUCCACAAAGGAGAGCAGCAGAGACACAUCAAAGUCAGAUGCCCCAGAUGCCAUGGAUAUGUGGGGACACCACGAUGCUAGAACAGAUCGAGAGGAAACGCACCCUCUGCAUGGAAAUUCGCUCCCGACAACAUCCACACGUGCAGCGAUCUCUGGAGAGGCCUCCUCCUCCGGACAGGAACGAGGACAGGCACCAGGAGCGGAGUCAGUGCAAGCAAGAAAGUGCAUCUGUCCUCCCCAGCUGGGGGAAAAGCAGCGGGGCCAAAAAGAUCCGUCCUCCCCCUUACCCCACACAGACAACCGUAUUCUGGGACACAGCCAUCUGACAGUAACAACACACGUACACCUCCCUGCCACACAACCCCAAAUUACC